AUGGCAACAACUGCACUAUUGAAUAACGCAUGUACUUUUCACUGCCAAUCAUCUGUCUACUUGAACAUCAUCAUUAUUCCUUUCCUAAGAGAGUCUUCUUUGACAUUGAUGCUGCAAAGACUAUAUCACAUUGAAAACGAAGACACAAUUCUCAUGGACGACAAUUCCAAUCUAACAGAUAAAUUCGUUCAACAGAAUCCGUUAGCAUCACAAAUUUAUACACAACCAUUGUCUUCAUCUACCUCCGAAACAAGUGAAGUGCGAAUGGAUCCGACAUCUGUUCGUUUGACAGAUCUACUCUCAUAUCAAGAUGUUAUGAAAGCAAUUGAACGAGAAUUUCAUCUACACGAUGGACAAGAACGUGAAAUCAUUAUGAAAUUAUGGUUGAAAGAACAGGCGAUGAUAUCGAUUCUUCAACGAUUUCGGCAUCUUUUUCAAGACUUUCAAAUUGAUGAUAAAGACUUCGUUGAAGGAAUUAAGCAAAUUCGUGAGAUGAUCAACUAUGCUCAUCGUGAUGUUCAUUAUCUCAGUGAACAGGUGACAAUGCUUGAGAAUCAAAAUCACUUUCUCGAAAGUGAAUUUCAACGACAACUCGAUAAAAUCGUUCAAGAAAAAAACGAACAAAUAAGUCGACUAAUCCAUAUCAUUGAUCAAUCGUGUACAACGAACCAUAAUAAAGAGCAAAUCUUACAGGAGAAUUACUCAACAGACAUGACAGACUUGUUGAAGAAAUUUCAACAAGAAAAUGCGGAAUUGCAUCGUGAAAUCGAAACACUUCGAGCAAAACUUGAAUAUACAUUUACCUCUGUGAAUGAGAAACUAGAUCAAGAGCAAACGGAGGUAGAAGAAUCGUCGACUUCGGCCGUUCAAAAAGCUUUCGAACAACUUCGACACGCGGAAAAUAAUUUGCAAGAAUGGAAAUUGAAAUCAGCAGCACAACAAGAAGAAAAUGAUCUAUUGAAAUAUUUAUUAGAAAAAUCUCAGCGACCGUCGGAUGGUGAACACGGAGACUUAGUCGGAGCAAUGGAACAACAUCCAUUGAAUCGAGAAAUCGAUCGUGUUCGUCAGGAAUUAGAACUAACCGAAAAGAAAGCAAUACAACUUGAACAACGAUUCGAAUCGUCCGAUGAAAACGUUCAGUUUCAUCUGGAAAAAUUGAAACUAAAAUGCGAUAUUUUGCGGAAACAUGUGCUCACGUGCACACAGCGGUUAGAUGACUACAACGAACAAAUUCGAAUGGAAUUUCGAAAUGAAAAACAGAUGCAAAAAAACAAUAAUCCAACAGAAGAUUCGGUCAGUCAGAAAAAGAUUUUUGAACUGGAAAAAGAAUUAUCAACAUUGCGUGAACGUUACGAUGAACUACUUGAGCAUUCGAACACAAUGAAAGCGGAUUUAUACCAUGCUAAGAAGCAAUUGCAUGAAAAAGAGAAGCUUGACCCAACUUCCAGUGCGGAUAUAGAGCGAGAACGACAACGUGCGGAUCUUCUUGAAAAUGAAGUCAAAUUUCUAAAAGCUAAAUAUGACGAUGCACAUGGCCGUAUUACAGCUGGAACGCAACAGUUCGAAUGUUUACAAUCAGCGUUCGACCAAAUAUCACGUCGUUGUGAGAAAUUAGAAGAGGAAAAGGUACAAAUCGAUCUUGAGUCGAAAUCUGUUGCUAAGAAUGUUGCAAAUGUCACAGCGAAGUAUAAGAACAAAUUACAUACGAUAAAAGCUCGUUUAGAACAAACCGAACGUGAAAAACGUGAAUUACAAAGUCUGAGCGAACAAUAUCAAAUGGAAGUCGAACGAGUUACACACGAAUUAAUACACAAAAAGGAGAUCAUUAUCGAGAAAGAGAAAGUCAUUCAAGACAUUCAAUACAGAAACAUCGAAAUUCUCAGGGAGAAACAAGUCGUUGAAGAAAGGGUAUCGAACGAAUCGAAACAAUACAGUGAACUGAUUUUCAAAAAUAAUCUUCUCGAAGAAGAACUGAAUCGUCUUCGACAAUGUCAACUAUCCGAAAAUCUGUCCAUCCACCGAACGGAAACGAACAUAUCGGAUUCAUCGAAAUACAUCGAAGAAUUGAAAUGCAAAAUCGAUGAAUACGAACAACAUUUUGUCGAAGAGAAAUCAACGAAAGAAUCAUUACAAGUUCAAAUUAAAAUACUCGAAGAAGAAAAUCUCGAUUUACGAGAGAUUAUGAAUCAAAUGAGAAAGCGAACACAAGACGAUCGGAAGGAAGAACGAGAUCGGAAUAUCGAAAUUCAACAAUUGAUUGCACGCACUGAAUUCAACGCUCGGCAUAAAUUUUCAUUCACCAAAUUCAUCAAUACCAUCGACGUCAGUUGA
Messenger RNA from Adineta ricciae, 2331 nucleotides. The record is from the annotation of a GenBank genome assembly. Lineage: Eukaryota; Metazoa; Rotifera; Eurotatoria; Adinetida; Adinetidae.